Molecule: messenger RNA, 375 nt
Organism: Somion occarium
Lineage: Eukaryota; Fungi; Basidiomycota; Agaricomycetes; Polyporales; Cerrenaceae
Source: the annotation of a GenBank genome assembly
CACAGUAAUUCUUCAUUUUAUAUAACGGACAAGAAAUACAGUUGCAAUAUAUAUGUGGCAUGAUUGGUGCCGUAUGGCCUGUGUAUGGGAACGGGCUUGGCAGAGUCAGCGGGGAAAGUUGAACUUUGAAGCUUUCUACUCUAAAGGCGUUGCCUUUUAUGGAUGGUGCGGCAUUUCGCGGUUGAAUGUGCUCCUUCAACUGCUCCUGCUUCUGUUCUUCCGCAGUGCCCUCACCUUUCUCCCCCGUUCUUCCCAGAUUUUAUGGAUACCGAAGGCUCUGUCAGCUCUAGCAUUUGGAAAGGGAAAGCCAAGGCUACAGACUUGGAUUAUGAAGACAUCAAUUCUCCGAUAACAUACCGACAUCUCUUGUCUAAC